Daphnia carinata is the source of this 1659-nucleotide messenger RNA. RefSeq lists its product as uncharacterized. The transcript is spliced from 9 exons. NCBI's taxonomy places the organism in Eukaryota, Metazoa, Arthropoda, Branchiopoda, Diplostraca, Daphniidae. The record is from RefSeq and is a predicted model, not a curated record. Bases 201 to 1037 code for a protein of 278 amino acids.
AAGGGAGUUUAUCUUAUGAUUUAAAAAGCGUACAUCCGCCUGUGGUAUCAGUCCCACAUGCGGUCUACCGUACGAAAUAGUUUGGAUCUCGUAACUCUUUUUGAAAACUAAUCAUAAAUUUGUAGCAUUUUAAACGAAACAGGAGGCCUAAUCUAGCGUGUUCACGCAUACUGACCCUAUUGAGAAAUCAAGUGUUGAAAAUGAAAGAAUUCUUGUUUUUUACAUUGCUUAUUUUGGUCUUCAACAGCUAUUCAGAUGCUCGAAGAUCCGGGGGUGGUGGUAGAAUUAGGUAUCCAACUAAAGUUAGGUAUGCUCCAACGUCCUACUAUCGAAACAGAGUUACCGAUUCAGUUUUCAAAUGUUAUUCAUGCGACGACGCUCAUUUUUGCGCCAUCAACCCAAAAGUAUAUGCCAAGGCAGUCCUUUGUCCAAAGGGUCACCUGUGCAGCGUUAUUCGCACAGAAAUACCAGUUGUCAAUUUCACGAAAUCGGAUGGAGUCAAAAGUUCAGGGACAAAAACAGCAAGUCAGUCAUCAACAUCUGCCAGCCUAGUAUCCAUUUGGCGAGGUUGCAAAUCCCCCGACUCCGAGGAGCUGACGCACAACUUAGGCGAUUACACGAUCCACAAGCAUUACUGUGCGAAAGAUUUGUGCAAUCACGGUGACGGACUUCUCAAAUGCUACGAGUGUAAUGGCAUGGGCAUCAACGACAAAUGCAUGGUAAAUCCCUCAGCCGUUUCAAGACAGGUGAUUUGUGGUCCAAACGAGGCUUGUUACGUGGAACGAUCGACGCUAGACCAGGAUUCCCUAGUUCCAUCUAACGGCGAACAAUGGGUUUCACGAGGUUGCAUCGUUUCAGAUGCCGUUGGAUUAAUGAAAUAUGGAUCAAACGAAAGCGUCCAUCUGUUUUGUCGAAUCGGUGAUUUGUGCAACAGAAUGGAUGCCCUAAAGAUCGCAGUUGAUUCUACUUCAGAAUUGCGUAGUUCAUUAACAAGUCUCGGUCUGACCUUCCUUUUGACUCUGCUCUUAUGUUUCUAAGCCGAUGGAUUCUCAGUUGAAAAGUACUGAAAUUUGCCUGGAAAAGAAGAAGAAAAUGGAACAUGAGAAGGAUGGGGCACAUCGGAGAUUUUAAAGAAAUAAUUCACUUAUCCGUUAUUUUUGCUGAUAUUUUUCUGAAUUUAAAUAGGUUCUAUAUUUUGUUUUUAUACGUAAUUUUUCUAGUCAAAAUGAUCAGAAAUUUCCCUUGGUCAAUUAACAAAAAUCCUUGAAAUAUCACACUGGCAGAACACAAAGCGGUCAAUGUUAUGUUUUUUGCCCAUCAAUCAUUCAAUUAACUACGUUAACGGAUGCAUGUCUGUCACAUUUCGUAAAGCGGACUGGCGAAAUGUCCCAAUCCGCGUAACGUUGGGUAUAUUUACAUUAUAGCCGUACGUUGGGCUGGUGUGAAAACAAAAACUUUUGGUAGAGAGGAGGGUCACAUCGCCCGAUGAUUAGCUGCCUGCAUCCAUGAACCUAGUGGCCAUGGGGAGAACUUACGAACAACCUACGAGUUCCGAUCACCUCUUCUCUACCUCAGUUUUGUGGGUCGAUCUUCAACAUGUAGUAACGGUACUACAGAUCGAUAUGAAACGUCUGUACAGUGACUUGUGUGUGUGUAUUU